UGGAGAUGUUAGGCGAGCAGCAGCAUGCUCUCACUUACUGACAGCGGGGAAAACCAACAAUGAGAGAAAUAUUCGGAGCUCUACAGACAUGCGCCAUGCGAGGAGCCGGGUCACGGUAGUGAGGCUGCCCCGCGAUGAGCCGCCGACCUCCGGCCCGGGACCUGAGGGCCUUGGUCCCAUGCUGGGUCCUCACCCUGAGCCUCAUCACCGCGCAGACUGCCGGGGGGGCCCCGCUGCUCUCCGACCCGGGGGUUUUUCUUGAAAAGUACGGCUAUCUCCAUCCGGACCACCAUAUCCACAAUGCAGUAGAGAUGCAGUCAGCUAUCAGUGACUUCCAGUGGUUGUCCCGGCUUCCUGUGACAGGCCAGCUGGACGGGGCCACCCUGAGGCAGAUGGCGGAGCCGCGCUGUGGCGUGUCGGACGAGGGCAGCCAGAAGAUCUGGGCUCAGAGAGUAAACGCUGUGUUCACUGGGAAGAGCGGCGCCAUCAGAGGAGCGCAGCGCCGCAGGAGGUCUGCAGGGCAAGGUGAAAAGUGGUACAAACGUCAUCUGACCUACCAGAUCGGGAACUGGCCUCGCCACCUGUCUCUGGGCUCCGUGCGGCUGGCGGUGCGCGCUGCCUUCCAGCUGUGGAGCAACGUGUCGGGCCUGGUGUUCCAGGAGGUCCCUGAAGGCACCGCAGACAUCCGGCUGGCGUUUUAUGAAGGAGACCACAACGACGGGGCCAGCAACGCCUUCGACGGACCAGGAGGAACUCUGGCUCACGCCUUCUUCCCUCGCCGGGGGGAAGCCCACUUCGACAUGGCGGAGAGAUGGACGCUGAACGGACACAAAGGACACAACCUGUUCAUGGUGACCGCCCACGAGAUCGGACACACGCUGGGACUGGAGCACUCCCCGAUCCGCCACGCCUUAAUGUCGCCGUACUACAGGAAGCUGGGCCGCAGCCUGGUGCUGAGCUGGGACGACAUCAUCGCUGUGCAGCAGCUGUACGGUAAACCCUCCGGUGAUCGCCCUGUCAGGCUGCCCGGCCAGGUUUUGCACGCCGCUCUGCAGGAGUGGGAGUUCACGGAGCUUCACGACGGGCCUCAGAGCGCAGGGCAGCCUCUCUACUGCCAGGGGGUCUUUGAUGCCAUCACUAUGGACCACAAUGGGACGGUGCUGGUGUUUCGGGGGGGUGUGUAUUGGACGGUCUCGUCUGAGGGUGGUGUCAGCGGCCCCCUGCCUCUCCGUCAGCGCUGGGCCGACCUCCCCCCGGCCAUCGAAGCGGCUGCCUUCUCCCCCCUGGACUCCAAGUGGUAUUUCUUCAAAGGGAAGCGGAUGUGGCUCUACUCCGGCAGUGUUCUGGACCCAGGCUUCCCCAGGAGGAGCAGUGAUUUGGGGCUGCCUCGCCACCCUGACUGCGCCUUCUACUACGCCCCUCUGGGUCACAUGGUCCUCUUUAAGGGCUCCCGGUACUCAGUGCUCAACCUCAAAACUCUGCACCAGGAGCCUUACUACCCCCGCAGGCUGACAGACUGGACGGGGGUCCCCCAGGGGACCAACGGGGCGCUGACCCGACCCGACGGACGCCUCUACCUGUUCAGAGAGCAGCGCUUCUGGAGGUUUGACCCGGGGAAGGUGCGCGUCACCAAAGAGGGCCAGUGGGCCAAGGACCUGAGCUGGACUGGCUGCAGCAACGCUCCUCAGAGCAACAGCAUCCUUUGACCAGCAGAGGGCGCUGCGGGCUGUUAGAUACAUUUGUUGAGAACACUAUGAUGUAAUGGUGCUAUUCGUUUUCACCACAAGCCAACAUGGAAGCAAGAGGAAGAGGAAGAGGAAGAGUAAGAGCUGGGCUGAGAGUGAGAGGAGGAGGAAGAGGUGGGGUGAGAGUGAGAGGAGGAAGAAUGAGAGGUAGAGCUGGAGGGAGAGGACGUGGACAAAGAAGAAUACUCUCUAAUGAAAUGAAAUGUUAUCAACCAUGGUUUGACGAUGAGAGAGGCUGGACAGAGGGUUCAGCCUAAUCUAAGCCGAUGUACUGUUGCCUCUGUAAUCCGGACACUUAAACUUGAAAACAGGUUAUCAGUUUUUAGCUCUGCAUAAUUCAUGAUAUAUCAGUGCUUAUAUCUGUUGUGUGAAACGUAUUUACUUCAUUACUGUAAUUGAAUUGUUGGCAUGUUGCAUACUAUAACUGUACAGAAAUCCUGCACAAUGUACUGUGGUAAACUUACUUUUAUGCAACGCAGACACUGACCAACCACUAUAAGUAUAUCUUUGUUGUUUAUCUGAAGGACUGAGAAACAAAGAGGUGCAGGUGGAAGGCUAAAGGAUUUUCAAUGAGGCACAGGAAGCAGCAGUUACAAACUGGGUUGUGGAAAACAAUGCAUCACACUUAGAGAGAUCCGAAGCAUAGUAACUAUGUGCUGAGAUGUUGCACAAUGUUAUUUUUGAAUAAAAUAUGAUUUUUUUCAACAA
Trematomus bernacchii (emerald rockcod) is the source of this 2453-nucleotide messenger RNA. It is a transcript of the gene mmp28, whose product is annotated as matrix metallopeptidase 28. The coding region runs from base 135 to 1706 and encodes 523 amino acids. Gene Ontology annotation, cellular component: extracellular matrix. The record is from RefSeq and is a predicted model, not a curated record. Gene Ontology annotation, molecular function: zinc ion binding; metalloendopeptidase activity. Lineage: Eukaryota; Metazoa; Chordata; Actinopteri; Perciformes; Nototheniidae. The transcript has 8 exons. Gene Ontology annotation, biological process: proteolysis; collagen catabolic process; extracellular matrix organization.